Anopheles coluzzii is the source of this 6494-nucleotide messenger RNA. RefSeq lists its product as uncharacterized. The coding region runs from base 1909 to 5085 and encodes 1058 amino acids. The transcript has 8 exons. Lineage: Eukaryota; Metazoa; Arthropoda; Insecta; Diptera; Culicidae. The record is from RefSeq and is a predicted model, not a curated record.
AUGGUUCGUCCUUUUCGUUUGCGCAUCCUGGUCGGGGGGCGAUGGUGCCAUGCUCGCCUGCCUGGAUGCUUCUUUUCCUCAUGGUCAUUCAGCCCGUCGAUGGGGAGGGAGUGUGUGCACUGGCGGGGGAUUGUUGUGGGGCGGAAAACGCUGAAACAUGGCAUCGGGAAGCAAAGCUGUACAUACAUAUAUAAACGAUGUGCAGUAAGCGCACCGCCAGUCAGUUCUACUUUGUAAUGCAGUGUUGCAACUAGUGCAGCCCCGUGCUGGCUGCACCGACUGGUUCGUGCAGGUCGUGCCUGCUGCUGGGCGUGUUGUGCUGUGUCUCUGUGUAGCUGUGUGUGUGUGUGUUUGCGAGAGCAUCGCUUGCUGCGUUGCUGUGGUGUGUUCGUACAUCAAUUUUCAAACCACACGUCGGUAUCGUGUAUCACACGGCUCAGAUUGCACGGCCGCCGGUUUAAAUGAUACUCACUCCCGAAUGCGCACCUGAUACUCAACCCCCUUGGGCACCCAUACAAGCUUGCCCUUUCAUCAUACCAUUUUUGAGUCCGCGUUAACGUGCUUUUAUGUGUGUGUGUGUGUGUGUGUGAGUGUGGUUGAGUGCAUAAGGAGCAAACAAAAAAGUGUGUAUGUGUGUGUGUAUAUAUAAAAUCCGCUAGCGUGGAGGAGCUUCCCCUGCGGAUCCUUCCCACAGCCGGUUCCGGUUCCGCUACCGUUGCGACAAUGUGACUGUGAAGUGGUGGUGUUGGUGGUGGUGGAAGAAAACGUCGUGCAAAAAUGAAACGAAGAAAAAAAAUGCAAACAACCCCAACGCUGCCCGAGCAGGAAGUGACGGUGCCGUAGUGGUAAAGUUGUGUGCAUCCCAUCAUCCACUAACAGUGUCUACUACUGCCACUACUACUCCUGUGGCGGCUGCUGCUGCUGCUGCAACUAACGAUGGGUGGAACCUACCAAGAGCAUCAAAAUCGUUGCAUGCGUUAAAGUUUUGCAUAGAGCUGAACGUAAAGCUGAGGGACGCGUGCACGACUUCAUACCCUUCAAUGUUGUGCAAGUAUGUAGAGUUAGAAGCAAAAAAAGAAAGGAGCAAAGGUGGAAUUUAUUUGAGCACGUGAAAGAAGUGGUUUACUUUUUGGGGUGUAAGUUUGCUUAACGAAAACCUCCGGUGCAAAUGGUGCAAGUAUGCACCGAAUGUAGAAAUGUGUUCCCAGACGGUCGACCAGUACGGUACGUACUGCUUAUCACUGAUUUGUGGUAGGAAAAAGUAAAGCAAGAAGUGUAUGUGUGUGUGUGUGUUUUUGUGAAGUUAAAGGUACGAACAAACUGAUAAGACUCCCGCACGAAAGCACGAACGAUCAUGGGAGCGCUUGCGUGAAGCAAUCCAAAAAUGCACCAUAGUUUUAGCAAGCUUAAAGCAAAGUCUUUUAAAAGACCUUACCAAUACCAGUGAAGAGUUUUUGUUGCGCAGUGAAAAUCCAAACCCAUCUGCUCCGUCGAUCACCGUGCUGUUGCCUCACACCUUUCAAGUGACACACUCGAGACAACUGCUGCUGAUGGGAGUCGUUCCUCACUGCAAAGAAACAACUCCGCAGGCAAGUGUGAGCCAUCGGCAAUGAGGAACAUCUAGAUAAAAUCCCUUUGCCGGUAAAUUAGUCACGUUCGUCCCGUGCGCGCUCUCUCUCUCUGUAUCCCACGCGCAAUCCUCUCUCGCUUGCUAAGAUGAGCUACAUUGCAGUUCCGAAUGCGUUUCUUGCGUUUCAGAAGGAACUACUACGGAGCGGGUGCCCAUUAUUAGCACGCCUUUAGCCGCACGUCGCCCGUGCACGCCAUAGACCGUAGUAUUAGAGCUCACUCGGUUUCGGUGGGUGUUAGUUGAUUCGCCGGAGAGAGUAAACAAUUUGGCCCCAGACGAUGGGCGAUGAUGUCAUAUGCAUCGACUCGGACGAGGAUGAGGAAGCGGAUGAGGCUCCGGUUAGGGUCAGGGAGCCGAUCGGAAACCGUGCGCAUCGGUUUGCGGGUGCACGUGGUCGCACCGGCGGAAGACAUCGGUGGCAGCGACGCAAAGCGCAAAGAGGAAGAAAAAAUGACUUCACUGCUUCGAGCACCAGCAACUGCAAAAACAGCAACGACACACCGCUGGGAAAGCUGCUGAAUGGACUGCGGUGGCUCAGCUCCGAGAUGUACUUCGGUGAAUUGGCGGGAAAAUCGGGCCCAGAUUUUCCCUUCCACGUGGUGGCGCAGCGCGUUCGAUCACUCGUGGCGGAGUUUCAACGGUUCGCUGCCAUGGGACUGCUUACGAUGCCGGAACGCACCGAAGGAUGGCGACAAGUGGUGAGAUUUUUAGUGCUUCUUCGCACGGUGGGGCUCACGGAAGUGGCACCCAAUGAGGAGGUUGAUCCGGGUUGCCACUAUCGAGGGGACGAUAAUCAGCAGUCAAUUGACGGUGUGGGUCGAUCGCGAACCAACCACAAAUCGAAGCCCGGCGUUCAGCAAUCGGACCGCUCUGCUGCCAGUGGUGGUGAAAAAGCGCGACAAACCCGUCGCUACCAGCUGACAGUGAUCGAUAUACUGGCGGACUACAUCCGGUUCCGGUGUGAAUCGGUGACCGGCCUGCAUCCACCCGUCCAGCCGGCCACGCUGCUGCGCGAGUGUAACCGGAUCGUGGGCAGCAUGUUCGUAAUCUUCGACGGUAGCAUGGAGCUGAUGGCGCUGACCCUACUGCGCCUGCCGCCGGACCGUCAGCACACACUGCUGCUCUAUCCCGUGUUUGAGAACGUUCUUACCCAGGCCGGCACGGCCCCGGCCGACUACGACACCAUACCUGGGUACGUUCGGAUGCUGCUUUGCUACAAGCGCUGGAAGUCACUCGUGCACGGACGGGACGAAAAAGCUGCCAUCGAUGCACACGCCAUCCGGCUGCUGCCCGGACGCUGUCCAACGGUUCGGCACACCUCCGACCUGUGCUUCCUGCGCCUGCUGCCACCCGUACCGCCCGGUCAGCGGGCGGCCGAAACGCGCUAUCUGCUGGUCAACGAUCUGUUCAAUUUGGAGCACUGCAUUGCACAGUUCCGACAUCAUCAUCGUCGCACAUCGGUGGGCGGACACACGGGCGGCCGGGACGAAUCAACCGCGAAGCAGCAACGCGACAACGGCUCCAAUCGUCAGCGGCAUCUGGUGAGUGUGCUGGCCUGUAACGGUGGGGAUGAAAUUAAUAAAAAGCAGCAAUCGAUGGAAAUCAGAAGCAAUUACAUCAAUGUGCCGCUGCUGGCCGAGCUGAUCGAACGGAAGGGUCAGCUAUGGGCUCGAGCCGACGCUGGAUGCCUGCAGCAGGAAGCACACUCCAUCAUCGAGAGCUUGCGAUUGAUAUUUCACAACCGGGCAGAAUUCAUCCAACUGACGCUGCUUCGUGUGAAAUGCAAUCCGGCCGCCGGACCCGCCCUGCUUGGCCCCGUGUUCGAAGCAUUUCUCGGCACAACAGCAGCAAUGGCGGCCGGCACAACAGCAACGACCUCCACCGGCCUGACCAUUUAUCGAUCAAACGAUGUGGAAACGUACGGUCGGCUGCUGCUUUGCUAUGCCAAGUGGAAGUCACUGUACUGGCGGGAUGAGGGAGCGACCGUCGGCGAGCCCACCGAGUGGGCCGACAUCGAUGCAGUCGCACUGACGCAACUGCCGUACGAUUUUCCACGUGCCAUUUGCCCGCGAGAUGCACUGCUGCGACGCAUCUUUCCGAGUGGGGCAAAGUGCAACAAUGCCGCCAACAACGGUGCAGGUGUGGCGCCAGUCGAUGCCAGCAAGCGAAACAAUGCUACGACCCGCACUCUCCUUCGCACACUUCCGAAGCGGUCUGAUCUGCAGGAGCUAUGCUUGAAAUUCGCACAGGCGUACCGUUGCGGCCCGGAUGCAUCGUUACCCGUGGAGGAAGCCUCUGUCCAAGAGCAGCAAGCAACGCACACACCAACGACAAGCUCAGCCGCAUACAAAUCACCGUCCAGCAGCACGGAACGGUCACUUCGUUGGCACUUGAGUGCGGACGAUGUAUCCGGUCAGCCUACCGGCCAAGCGGGCCCGUGCCCGGCUGAAUGUCGAUCGGAAAUGAAACCGAUUACUAUUCCAGACAGCGACGAUGCAGACGAAACGUCCACCGGCAGCAAUACCAGCUCGCCGGUCAAAGAAAUCGAGCACAAUAUAGCGGCACAAAUUUUACUGCCGUCGCUACGGUCCACCGCAUGCACCGAUACGUACACCGCAACCGGAAUGGACCGACACUCGCCCAGCAUAGCGCCGCCCGAUGAGUUCGUUACGGAUGCUGCAACACCCCCGCUAACAGUAUGGCCAACGUUUGGGGAAUGUUUCCUCAAUACGCCUCCAGCGACACCACAACACGAACUGCCCCCGGAAGCGGGAGAUGAGGAGCAGCAGCAGCAGCAGCAACACCAUCAUCGUCGGAAUGCGCCAGUCAAAAAGUCGUUUCCAAGUCCGAGCUGGACCCGACUAAAGGGUACAAUCCGAUCGGUAGGUCGCCGGAAGAAGCGUACCACUGUGACAGGCAUCGUCAAACGUGCCCUGGUGAAGGUUUUCGCUCACGAUGGAUGGUGGAAUUUUGCCGACAUUCUGGCGGUAAAGAUUCGCAGCCCAAUCGGGACCAUCCAACGGUGCUCAUCAAUAAUGGACAUCAUUGGUACGGGGGAAGAUGCUGUGAGAAACGUGGUCACAAAUGACCGUGUGGAGGUUUUGUCGGCUGAUGCUGCUGAGCCCUCGAGGCUGGAGGACGCGAGCCGACGAUCGUCCAGCAAGGGGGACGAUCGUUCGAAGGAUGAUGCCUUGCUAUGUGAACUUAUCGAUUGUCUCGGUGCAGUUGAUACAAUGCCUUUCGAGUCAAAACAGGGUUACGUUGAUUUUGCCAUACUGCCCGACAAUCUGGGACACGGUGCAGAACGCAGCCAGUCCGACGUGAUGGACGACCAGGCGUCUCCAUCGUGUUGCGGUUCGGGCUGCGGUGCCAUGUCCCCGCUCUUCGCUGCUGAUAGUGAUAAAUAUGUAUUGUUGUUCACCGAGCUAGGGCCCGUUUCCUGGCCAAUUGUAUAGCGUCCUAUCCCCACAAACUAGGAUAGGAUAAUAACGAUUUGAAUGCAUCGUUGCGAUACGCAGCCAUUGUUAUAUUGUAAGCGGCUGGGCGUCUCCAUCGCGGAGAGGUUCCCGCUCCUUGCCACCCUUCUCCACUACCCGCGGAUCGAUAGGUGCUUCCCGGCCGUGACCUACAAACCCCAGCGCGGGCUGAACCUUCGAUCCAACCAAAGCUCAUCGACUUUCAAGGGCUGUUUGUGUCAAUUUCGUCUUUUCAAUGCCCACUGACCUGAACCGGUCGGUAAUGUACAGACGCACGGAAAGCUGUGACACAUCCGUCGAAGCAAUUUAGAUAAGAAAACGCGAUACGAACGAUGGCCUGCCCAAGGUGCGUGUGUAUGUGCCAGGGUGUGCCACGUUCGCCAGUUUGUAGAUGUUAAGAAUGUUGCAAAUGAAGAGCUAAUACUCGCGAUUAAAUGUUCUUUCUUCACGCUUUUUUAAAUUAUCUUCAAUGUUGUGUCCUGUAUGUGUUUGUAUGAGCGGCCUACUUACAAUACGCCUCGAUGUGUUUCAAUGUUUGUGAACCAAUUUACUACUUUCCAUGCCUUAGCUUAGUGUCAUUUUACACUUUAAAUAUACAAAUAUAAAUUCAAUUGGAGAAGAGAAAUAUUUCACAUAACUGAAUAUAAUUAAUCUUGGUCUAUAACGUGUCUUGCUUGAAAUUAGUAUACAUUAAAAACUCAUGACUGUUGUGUUUAUACUUAAAAACCAACCGAACACUUUCAUAUGAUUUCGUCUGUUCUGUGUUUCAAUGUGCUAUUAAAACAAGCUAUGACGUGCAUUAUUUUGUGUCACAUUAAUUUAUUGGAAAAUGGUUAGACAACGUUGAACAUAGUUAAACGAUAACCAGUUUUUAUUCAUUUUUGGGAGAAAAUAUAUUUGCCUUCCGUUGUUAUCUAUUUUAUUAAAUAUUGCAUUGCAUUGCCAUUGUCAUUGCAUGUACAUAAAUGAGAAUUGAAUAAUGAUUAUAAAACAUUUUAUUUAUGUUGUAUUAUCAUUUAUUUUUUUCCUAAUUAUUUUACUUUAAAUUUUAGACUAAUAGUAGGGUAAUCAAACAUUUAAUAGUGUUUGGGACAAUUUGAACGAUUAUGAAAAAUAUCUACAAGUGGCAUGCUGCCUAGUAACAGGCAAAUUAAUUAUCCUAAAAACGCUCUUUAGAGUCACUUAUUAUUAUUAUUUUUUAUUUCCAAUAAUCAAUUACCUUUUUUGUUUAUUAAUUUUUUUUAUGGUAAUUCGUGCGAUGGAAGCAAAAUAUAGUACAUUUUUAUAAUUUUAAUGAAAAGAUUUCUCGUGCAAAUUAUGUACAUAUAUAUGUAAGCAAGUAUUGUUCUCGGGUCCAAUGUAUUAAUGCCUUUAAAAACUCAUCAGUA